AAUUGAAACACAGAAGAACACUAAUUUAUCCAAAUCGUAUGUGUCAGUUAUUCUUUUGCUCACAGAAAUAAAAUGAAAAUGAUGUUGCUGCUUUUCUUGUCACUGCUAUUUGCCUUGGCUUUAGCUAAUCAAGAAGUUGUACAAGUAGACCAAGAAGUUAUAAUCAGUGCACUAAAACAAUUUGAAGGUACUAAAUUUGUCUUGCCAAAGGACUUGGUGGAGAAAUUAAAUUCGAAAGUUGAAAAUAACGAUUUCAGAGCAAAUGGUAUUACCGCUGUAGUAGACGAUUAUGUGGAUAAAGUAUUGGUAUACAUCAGGAGUGCUAUCCUAAGAUCUGGUCUCGAUCCAGCAAAACUCGAUGACGCUACAUUAAAUUUAAUACCAACAGGAACGAUAGACUUGACGUCCGGAUGGUUGCAAGAUAUGUCAACUAUAGCAAGAGAUGGUAGUACUACGGUUGGGUACGAUUCCUCUACAAAGAUAAUGAGUGUUUAUUUACCAAUUAAAUUGAAUGCUUUAUUGGCGACCUAUAAAUAUCACACCAAAGUGCUACUACUUAGCAUUAAAGGAGAUGUAAACGGAAAAAUUGAAGACUUAAGGAUAAACGUAAAACUUAGUUUUGAUUAUACUACCUAUCAAGCAUCCCUUGACUUGUUCGAUAUUACGGAUAGUGGACGAAUUAGCCUUAAAUUUACUGGAAAUGAUCUGGUGGACUGGAUAACUAACACCAUGACUUCUGUGGUUUCACUUUUCCUACAUCCAAUUAUUAUUCGUAUAGUGCAGUCGAUUGUUAAAGGAGGAUUAGAAUCAACAGUUGAUGAAAUAAAUGAACUUUUAAAUAGCAUAUUACAUUCCUCAACAGCAGUUGAGGUUUUACUGUAAAGAAAAUUUGAAUGAAAUAAAUAAUUUGACUUUAAUCCAGUAAACUGAA
Molecule: messenger RNA, 931 nt
Organism: Anoplophora glabripennis (Asian longhorned beetle)
Lineage: Eukaryota; Metazoa; Arthropoda; Insecta; Coleoptera; Cerambycidae
Exons: 5
Coding region: 73-882 (269 amino acids)
Source: RefSeq, a predicted model, not a curated record